Messenger RNA from Bombina bombina (fire-bellied toad), 2507 nucleotides. It is a transcript of the gene IRX2, whose product is annotated as iroquois homeobox 2. Lineage: Eukaryota; Metazoa; Chordata; Amphibia; Anura; Bombinatoridae. Bases 445 to 1815 code for a protein of 456 amino acids. The transcript is spliced from 5 exons. Gene Ontology annotation, biological process: neuron differentiation; regulation of transcription by RNA polymerase II; cell development. Gene Ontology annotation, cellular component: nucleus. The record is from RefSeq and is a predicted model, not a curated record. Gene Ontology annotation, molecular function: RNA polymerase II cis-regulatory region sequence-specific DNA binding; DNA-binding transcription factor activity, RNA polymerase II-specific.
GAGCUGGCUGGCUGCAGGAGCUCCUUAUGCAGCAGCUUACUUCCCUGAUCACCUAGAGCACUCUGCUCUACAACUCCUUGCAGUGCCUCUUCUCCCUUUCUCCACUUCAUGAUCUGCUUCUCCCCUCGAUCACACUCACCGUUUUGAAUAAUCCUCUGAUUGGAUUUAUAACUCUAAAUGAUCACACACAUAAUAGAUUGAUCUCCGGCUGGUGGUGGUGGGUGCACAAGAGGGGAGGGUGGAGGAGGCAGGACACUUUAUUUCCUUGCAUGAGUGAGGACAGAAGCUAGAAGCCACAGCUGAAAAAGAAUAAGAGCAGAAGCGCUGUCUUUAUUGACCUCGCCCCCCCUCCACCCCAAAGCCCCCUCCUCUUUUUUUCAACCCUGAUCCUUGUGUAAGUCAACCAGCACCGGUGAUCCAGUUCUGCAGCAACCGGGACCUGCAAUGUCCUAUCCUCAGGGUUACCUCUACCAGCCUCCUGGCUCGUUGGCUCUUUAUUCCUGCCCUGCUUAUGGGGCUUCAGCACUGGCUGCCCCUAGAAGCGAGGAACUGGCCAGGUCCUCUUCAGGAUCAGCCUUCAGCCCUUACCCAGGGUCUGCUGCCUUCAGCGCCCAGGCAGCCACAGGCUUCAGCAGCCCCUUGCAGUACUCAGGCGACCCCACCGGAUUCCCUUCUUACAUGGGUUCUCCUUACGAUGCACACACCACUGGUAUGACCGGGGCUAUUAGUUAUCACCCUUAUGGAAGCCCAGCAUAUCCAUACCAACUAAAUGACCCAGCUUAUAGGAAAAACGCUACUAGAGAUGCCACGGCUACUUUGAAGGCCUGGCUUCAGGAGCACAGAAAGAACCCAUAUCCAACCAAGGGUGAAAAGAUCAUGUUAGCCAUUAUCACCAAGAUGACCCUCACCCAGGUCUCCACGUGGUUUGCCAACGCCAGGAGGAGACUCAAGAAAGAGAACAAAAUGACCUGGGCACCUAGGACUAAAAGUGAAGAUGAGGAUGAAGACGAAGGCGAUGGAGAAAGAGGAAAGGAUGAGCAUUUAAAAGUGCAUGACAGCAAUGAGACAUCUGCAGAGGACGAAGGUAUUAGUUUGCACGUGGACUCCCUUACAGAUCACUCGUGCUCUGCAGAGUCAGAUGGGGAGAAGCUGCCUUGCAGAGCUAGGGACCAUCUUUGUGAAUCUGGUACAGAAUCUAAGGACAAAUAUGAGGACGAUGAUGAUGAAGAGGAAGAGGAUGAAGAAGACAGAGUCCUCCCUACUAAACCAGUGACCUCAUCACCUCUCACUGGAGUAGAAGCACCUGUUUUGAACCAUCAGCACGAAGGGAGCCCUAGAAACUCAAAUAAGUCAUCUUUGGACAAUAGGAUUUCUCCAAGUUCGCAAACACAAGUCAAUAAACCCAAACUGUGGUCACUGGCAGAAAUAGCCACGUCAGACAUUAAGCAUCAGAAUAUGGGACAGAGCUGUACUGCGUCAGCCACCUCCUCAUCUACACCUCACAAUUCACCUUAUCCUUCUUCUUCACUGCUUGGAAGGCAUAUUUAUUACACAUCACCUUUUUAUAGCAAUUAUACGAACUAUGGCAAUUUCACUGCAUUGCAAAGCCAAGGAAUCUUACGGUAUAAUUCAGCAGUGACUUCAAGCGAGGGACUAAGUCAAGCAGUUUUAAACACAAGCCCCCUACACAAACACUCUAGUGACUCUAUAAAAACUGCCAGCAACCAAAUAGACCAGCACUACAGAUCAUCAAACUAUGAAUCUAAAAAAGAUCCCACUGAAGUCUGCACAGUAGGAGUACAACAAUACCUAUAGAAGUGCAAACAGACAGCACUGCAAGUAGGUGUCACAAUUGCUUUGAAAAAAUGUCAGCAAGCCAUCAACUCCCCCCAAUCUAUAUAACAAAAUCUAAAUGCGGAUCACAUCUUGUGCCACUGUAUAAAAGAAGACCCACAUAGCGCUAUUAAAUCAGACUGUUUUAAAAUAAUUAAGGAGAGUACCCUUUCGACAUAUGUGAAAAUAUUGGUAUAGUAUAGAUGCCCUAAUGUAUAUUGUGACUUUUUGCAAAACAAUCUGUUUUUCUCAGGAUAUUCUUGACUUGAUCGCUUCAUUGCCACGAUAUAUAUUCUAUAGGUGUGAUAGAAUUUAUUGUAAAAGAUGUGAAUGAAAAAAGACAAAAAACUAUUGUUCAAAACUGACAAAAUAUGGGAAAGAAAUAAUAACUCAAGACAUGAAUGAACUGGAGUACUUAAAAAGUUGGGAUUAUGAAAACAUAAACAGAUUUGAUAUUUAUUUUUGUAAUGAUGAUAUUAAAAAAAAAAAGCUUAUAGUAAUUUAUGCAAGUUGUAUUGCAAAGACAUUGAAAAAAACUUUUUGUAAAUAAAUUCUGCCUGGUUUUUAUUUAACAAAAAAAUAUGUUGAAUAUAAAUUUUCUGAUUGUCGACCAGUAUUCUUUACUAAUUUAUAUCCUUAAAUGUAAAUAAACACAGAUUAGUCUGGUUAAUGCA